AUGGACUUUUGCCAACUGCUGCGUGAGGAACGACAACGAGCACGUGAAGUUGCACAAACCAAGUCUCCAAUAAUUCUUGAAUCAAAAUUAGCCGAGAAAAAGACAAAAGAUGAGCAAGAGAUUCCAUCUUUACUGCAAAAUGCGUCCUUAAAAGUCUGGACGAAAAGGUCAAAGAUUGACAUUGAAAAGUUUGUCAAAGGUUCAAUUCCUGGAGUUUAUUACAUUCCUAAUUGGAUCACGCAGGACGAAGAAGCGGCCAUUUUGGAACGGGUAUAUGCAAUCCCGAAUGAAAAUGACAAGUGGGUGAAGCUCAAGCAUCGUCGUCUACAAAUGUGGGGAGGAGAAGUCAAGAUCCCGUUCAAUUCUGAACCAUUGCCUCAAUGGUUGAUGCAAAUCAGCCAUACGUUGGUCGAUAUGGGGGUCUUUACUGAAGAGAAGAAGCCAAAUCAUGCAUUGAUAAAUGAAUACGGCGUGGGGGAUAGCAUUAUGCCACAUGAAGACGGACCUGCGUACUUUCCUCUCGUGUCUAUUAUCAACACGGGCGCUGAAUGCCGUGUGACGUUCGAGCGGCAUCGUGAAGCUGACAUUCUGACCGAAACACAGUCGGCGACGCAAAACGACAAUGUUCGACACUUCGACUUUCAGUUGGAACGUUGCAGUCUAUUGCUGUUUACAGGAGAAGCCUACACGCGCUACCUGCAUAGUAUCGACAACGUUGAAGUAGGCACGCGCAUUUCACUGACAAUUCGCCACGUUGAUCUCCACUAA
Messenger RNA from Peronospora farinosa, 768 nucleotides. The record is from the annotation of a GenBank genome assembly. NCBI's taxonomy places the organism in Eukaryota, Oomycota, Peronosporomycetes, Peronosporales, Peronosporaceae.